AUGGAGAGGUUCAGCACCCAAAGUACAGGGCAAGUCAUCUAUCGUGGCUAUACUCGAUCAUCCACUGUCUGUUUGGGCCCUAUACCCGGCCCAACCGCAUCGCUUCCCCCGUCCGUGUGCACAAUCACUUCUGUCGUGCGCAGUAUUCUCUACGCGUUGUUCGUUCGCUUUCGCGGCGACGAUGCCAACGUUGAGCUCAACACUGUAGAACAUGUCAAUUCCGUGCUGGGUCUCGAAGAAGACGGGUCAACAUACCAGUUCCAUAUGAAGAAGUCAGCGUCUCUGGGCCACAGAAUCUGA
Aspergillus fumigatus Af293 is the source of this 300-nucleotide messenger RNA. RefSeq lists its product as uncharacterized. Bases 1 to 300 code for a protein of 99 amino acids. The transcript has 5 exons. Lineage: Eukaryota; Fungi; Ascomycota; Eurotiomycetes; Eurotiales; Aspergillaceae. The record is from RefSeq and is a predicted model, not a curated record.